This is a messenger RNA of Phalaenopsis equestris, 3773 nucleotides long. RefSeq names its product kinesin-like protein KIN-14C. Gene Ontology annotation, biological process: microtubule-based movement. Lineage: Eukaryota; Viridiplantae; Streptophyta; Magnoliopsida; Asparagales; Orchidaceae. The record is from RefSeq and is a predicted model, not a curated record. Gene Ontology annotation, molecular function: microtubule motor activity; ATP binding; microtubule binding.
GUUGUUGCAGCUUCCUGUUGGUUUAUUGAGGAAAUGGGUUCUGGAAAUUCUUGAUCUGCGAGGUUUGUGGAUCGAAGUGGGUAUUGCUGGAGAGUUGAAGGGAAGAUCGCAUUAUGUUCUUGGGGCUUAGUUGAGGUGGUUUGAUUGUCAGAAUCACGUUUUACGAUUCUCAUCUGUCAAUGUCGAGUUGAUUCAGCAAAAGCCCUAAUUCGAUGAACAAAUUAGAUUUCGUAAUUUCUGCUUGCAUUGUUCUUCUGUUUUAGAAGAAACCCUAUCCGCAGACUACAUGGGAAGCCUCAAUCUCGAAGUAGACGAUGCAAAGAGACGAGCGGAAGUAGUUGUGUGGCUGAACAGUUUGUUCCCGGAGCUUAAGCUGCCGGAGGAGGCCACGGAGUGGGAGCUCAGAGCGCAGCUGUUUGAUGGUUCUGUUUUUAAUGGAAUUCUUAGGAUGUUGAAUCUUGGUGCUGUGGACGAGACUGAAUACACCGAUAAUGCUUCCUCUGAGAAGCGCCUGGAAAUUUUGAAGCUUUUCCUCUCUGUUGUAAAUGAGUUGGGGCUGCCCAGUUUCCAGGAAUCCGAUUUGGAGAAGGGAAAUUUUUCUGUAGUUUUGGAAUGUCUUCUCUCCAUCCGGAGUCACUUUGGUUCCACUGUUAGGAAAGACAAGGCUUUGAGAUCACUACCAAGGUGCAAAAGUCUGCAAAUUAGGAAGUUGAAGCAAGGGGAAAGUAUGUAUGGUUCAUUAGCUGAUGGAGUUUAUGGUGGUUCCCCAGUCUUUGGUGAUGAUAAAAAAUCAAAUUUUGCAGAAAGAAAAUUCCAAUUUGCCUCAAGGAACCUUGUUUCAGAUACAACCAGUGCUUUAUCUCAACAUGCUGGAGGUAAACUCCAUGAGAUUUUCCAGCUAAAACGGGGACAGUUUUCUGAACUUUCGUCUGCAAAGAUUUCUGAAAUCAUGAAACUGAACAGUUUGGAUAAUGCUCCAACACAAUCACUUUUGAGCGUUGCCAAUGAGAUUCUUGAUGAAAGCGUUGAGAGAAAAAAUGGGGAAAUACCUCAGCGUGUGGCAUGCUUGUUGAAAAAAGUCAUGCAAGAAAUCGAAAGGCGAAUAACAACUCAAGCAGAGCAUAUCAGACAUCAAGGUAAUCUGAUGAAAGCACGUGAAGAGAAGUAUCUAUCAAGGAUCAAGGUGCUUGAGACGCUGGCCAAGGGAUCAAACGAAGAAACUUGGAUUACCGCAAACCAGUACCAGGUCCUACAGGCAGAUAAGAAAAAAAUUGAGGAGCAAAAGAGACUUGGGGAGGAAGUAGAUAGGCUGAUUAAGGAGAAAGAAAACAGUGAUAGCGUUAUUGCAGAGCUUACACUGGAUAGUGAAUCAACUAAGAGGUCAUAUGAGCAAAAAUAUCAGCACCUAGAAACUGAAUCCAAUAGAACAAAGUUGGAACUAGAAAGGAAGAUAAAGGAGGUUGAAGUCCUUUUAGAAGAGUCAACAAGAAGGUCAAAGGAACUUGAGGUAUUUUCAGAAUCAAAGUUUCAAAACUGGAACCAGAAGGAGGGCAUCUUCAAUGAGUUAAUAUGUUUAGAAUUACGAUCGUUGCAGGAUUUGAGGACAUCUUCUCAAUCAAUAAAAGAAGAAUUUAUUUCUAUACAAGAACAAUGGAGCGAAGAAAUUGUAAAGCUUGGGUUAAACCUGAAAGUAUUGGCCAAUGCUGCGGAAAAUUACCACACUGUUUUCUUAGAGAAUCAAAAAUUGCACAAUGAGGUUCAAGAAUUGAAAGGUAAUAUCCGAGUUUGUUGUCGGAUAAGGCCCUUACUUCCAAGGGAAAACACGAAGUUUACAAUCAUAGACUAUAUUGGUGAGAAUGGUGAGCUCACUAUCGUAAAUCCUUCCAAACACGGAAAGGACGGACAAAAAAUGUUCAAAUUCAAUAAGGUCUUCGGUCCAGCUGCCACCCAAGGGGAAGUAUUCUCAGAUAUUCGGCCUUUAGUACGAUCGGUUCUUGAUGGAUACAAUGUCUGUAUCUUUGCUUAUGGACAAACUGGAUCAGGCAAAACAUACACAAUGAGCGGACCUGAUUCUCCAUCCGAAGAAGAAUGGGGAGUCAAUUAUCGAGCUUUGAAUGAUCUUUUUCAUAUAUCUCGGCAUAGAAGAAACACCGUAUUAUAUGAAGUUGGUGUGCAGAUGAUUGAGAUAUAUAAUGAACAAGUUCGAGAUCUACUUUCCAAUGAUGCUUCACAAAAGAGACUUGGGAUUGUGAGUAUAACUCAAUCAAAUGGACUUGCUAUCCCGGAUGCAAGCAUGCACUCUGUUACUUCAACCUCUGAUGUGCUUGAACUCAUGCAUUUUGGACAAGCAAAUAGAGCUAUAAGUGCUACAGCACUAAAUCAAACUAGUAGCCGUUCACAUAGUGUCGUAACCAUUCAUGUUCGAGGCAGUGAUUUGAAGGCUGGAACAACUCUGUAUGGAUCUCUUCAUCUCGUUGACCUUGCCGGGAGUGAGAGAGUUGAACGCUCCGAAGUGACAGGAGAUAGGCUCAAGGAAACUCAGCAUAUUAACAAAUCAUUGUCUGCUCUAGGCGAUGUAAUAUUUGCUCUAUCCCAAAAAAGUGUUCAUGUUCCAUACAGAAAUAGCAAGCUCACGCAAGUCUUACAAAGCUCCUUGGGCGGCCACGCGAAGACACUUAUGUUUGUGCAGAUAAAUCCAGAUGUAAAUUCAUAUUCAGAAAGUUUAAGUGCUUUGAAAUUCGCAGAAAGAGUGUCUGGAGUCGAGUUAGGUGCUGCUCGUAGUAACAAAGAGAGCAAAGAUAUCAAGUAUUUGACUGAACAGGUAGCGUCGCUAAAAGAAACCAUUGCGAGGAAAGAUGAGGAAAUUGAACAACUGCAAAUGCUCAGGGAAUCUGGAGCAUUCUCUUCUGGGGUCAACAAUGUAAAAAUUGGAAGUUUUCCUCUGCGCCACUCAUUCUUUCCUCCUGGAAUAUCCUCAAAAAGUUUGACUUCGCAACAAGACUUUGGUUUGUCAGCUCAAAGUAUUAUCAGAUCUAAUAAUGAAGCUACUUCAGAUUCUGGGAACAACUCAGACUACAGCGACAGACAUUCUGAAAUAAGUUCACAGAAUUCUGUGGAUGAGAAGCAGAAGAGGGAAAGUUUGUGCCAGACAAAGCAUUCUGCUGAAGAACCUGGUUUGAGGUGUCCGGCAGAUUCACGUAUUUUGGCAUUCAGUGGCGAAGAUUCAGGAGAAGGAUUAAAUGAUGCAUAUAAUGGUGGACAUUUGGGGUCCGAUGGGUUAGUUAGUGCUAUUGAGUCCUCUCAAUUCCCUGAGCAGAACAGGCCAAUCAAUGGCACAAAAGAAAAGAUGUCCAGAGUUACUUCAGGUGUAGCUAAGUCAUUGCACGCAAAGAUCGCACAAGAAACAGCGAUCCAUCCAAAAUUCAAGGAUUCCGUGAAAUCUCCAACCUCUCCUGCUACAAAAGGUGCUUUGAAGCCUAUAAAUUCUAAAGAUGGUUUGAAGUCUCCAAGCUUAAAGAACAACCAUAGCCAUGCAACUUUAUCCCCAGCUAAGCCCCUCUCAAAACGCUGGCAGUAAUCCUCUGUGUGUGUGGCAGGAAAUUCACUUAAGUUUUUGUGAAUACACAAUUUUGCAGAUAUGUCCAAAUCUCAAUUUUUAAAGUAAAGCCCUCAGUUCAAUAUUCUUCUAUGACUCAUUUUAUUCUGAAAGAUUGUAUAUAAUUUCUCAUAUAAUUUUUUUAUUCAAUUUGUUUAGUGGGGCCCAUAAAUGCGUG